AUGUCGCCAGAACCAACAAGUGUCGCCGCCAUUUCUCCCACUAGCAAUGUUUUCCCUCAUAACUUAUUCCCUAAGGAAUACAACACAUCAAACUAUAAUAAAUCAAUUCAAACCGUUGAUACGAGAGCGCAUGCUUUUUUAGCAUCACUCAACAAUAUUCCAUCAUCUGCAUCAGAAGUACGAGAUAAUCAAGAUGCCCAUCGCAUACAACGACAACAUCAGAUUUUAAAUGGAUCUCAUACUAUGAGCACUACACAAUCCCAUCCCUGUCAACAAUCCUCUUCAUCUAUAGAUGGCAACCACGAAAGAUUGACUGACCGUAGUUCACAUGAGACAAAACGAAAUGGUUCCUUGGAUUUAUUGGUUGCAGCUGCUGUCGCUGUAAAUUUGAGAGAUUCGGAUUAUUCAAAUACAGGG
Messenger RNA from Dentiscutata heterogama, 417 nucleotides. Lineage: Eukaryota; Fungi; Glomeromycota; Glomeromycetes; Diversisporales; Gigasporaceae. The record is from the annotation of a GenBank genome assembly.